This is a messenger RNA of Echinococcus granulosus, 2034 nucleotides long. RefSeq names its product DNA replication complex GINS protein SLD5. Gene Ontology annotation, cellular component: GINS complex. Gene Ontology annotation, biological process: double-strand break repair via break-induced replication; DNA-templated DNA replication. The transcript is spliced from 10 exons. NCBI's taxonomy places the organism in Eukaryota, Metazoa, Platyhelminthes, Cestoda, Cyclophyllidea, Taeniidae. The record is from RefSeq and is a predicted model, not a curated record. Bases 1 to 2034 code for a protein of 677 amino acids.
AUGAGUGGUGUGGCUUGUCGUUGGUCAAACUGCAGUCAGAUUUUACCGGACAUACCUCAGCUUGAGGUCCACCUCAUUUCUGCACACAUUCCCAAGACCACAAGUAAUGGUUACAUCCGCGGCUCCGACUAUUCCUGUGGUUGGCCAAAUUGUGUGUAUCCCAUUAGUUCCUGCUGUUCCGUCCGCUUAGCUACCUUCAUUCGUCAUGUCAAGUUUCAUGCCUUCGUUGAAUACCUCAUUCAACGCAAUCGUCCUUUACUCCCUGCACCCAUAUCCUGUAUAAAAAAGUGCAAUUCUUAUUCUGAGCAUCUACCUUUUGAUUAUGAAUGUGCCUGUGGUUUCUCGACAGACUCAUUUCUUGUACUCUUUGAUCAUCUCCGUACCUGCAAGCAGGAAAAUUGCGCUAAAAUGGAGGAUUUUAAGGCUUUUGUUUGUCCUAAAUGUCUGAAAACCUUUGAAACCAUUGAUGAGGUUCUAGCUCAAGCCGUAAAUGAUCCGAGAAAGAGCAACAAUAUCGCCUUUCGUACAGGUUUCUUUUGUUCGUGGAUCGGCUGUAUGAGUAGCACCAAAGGAUUUGCAUCACUGAAAGAACUUUUAGAACAUGCAGAAGAUCAUCUGACUUCCUCGCCGAUGUGCCUCUGGAUGGGUUGCCCUGUAAGAAAAAACUUUAGUCGACCUCACCUCUUCCUGCAUGCCUACUCUAAUGUUUGUCGUAAUAGCGCCUUGGAAGCUAUUAAGGAACGACCUGAAAUAGUAAUGAAGUGUCUUUCAAAGAGGGAUGAUAUGGCCGUACCAUGUGGCUGUCACAAGGCGAGGUCAAAUUGGUUCCUUGAGCAUCUCCAGUCCACCGAUUAUGACGGCCUUCAUUGCAGGUGGAGCGAGUGUCGGCUCAAAUAUGAAAAUCCAAACGAAUUCUGUGAACAUGUGUUGGGGCACGUAGGAGCAAAGGAAGAACAAAGCAUGUGCCUGUGGUAUGAUGAGCUCCGUUGCGGUGUCAGCAGGCUCUGUGCCGUCGAAAUCGCUAAAGGCGUUCGUGCUCAUGUUCGGGAGUUACACACGGUUCCGCGCUUUCUCUGCCCCUUUUGUCUUCUUGCAACGUACACCAGGAAGUGUGAUCUCCUUUCCCACAUCUUCAUUCAGAUAGCUAUUAUCUCUUUUGCUCCAUUUAUCCUUAACGCAUUUGAACUAGCGAUGCGCUGCGUAACAAAACGCAAAUCUACAGUGGGAUACAAACGGAAUUUGAAAGAAAUCAAACUACCCUUGGAACCUGUCCCUCUUCUUCCCAAGCCAGACCAGUCUUCUUCCCAGCAGGGUGAAUAUUCGACGUCUGCACCGGACAUUGACGAGAUAAUCGGUGGUUCGGACGAGGAGAACGUGGAAUUAUUCGGACCGUUAGGACAACCAUCAUCUUCUCAAGCCACCGAAAGUGUCACAUUGCCACAACUCAUUAAGCGCUUUUACAAGAUCUGGCAGAAUGAAAAAAUCGCACCGGAGCUAAUGCCGGCGCAGAUAGACGCUGUGGCCUUGAUUAGCAGGGAGGUGACCAACUUUGAGACGCAAGCUAAGAGCUUACCCAAAGGUGAUAUCAGAGCCCAACUCAUACGGAUGCAGGCAGAGCGUCUUCGAUACCUUCUCACGGACUAUCUUCGGACACGCAUCAGAAAGAUUGAGCAAUUUCCACACUACGUGAUUAGCGAGGAGCGCUCCAGACCACAGACCGAGGAUCCGCAUCUCACUCCUGCGGAAUUCACCUUCACUAAAACAUUCGACGACUUGACGAUUGAAAACCUGCGCUUCACAGUGUUAGAUCAUCUUCCUCACAAUAUGAGCAAAGUUGACCAAGACGCCAUUGCCUUCCGACCGAAUCUAGACGCCUACGUUUUUUGUCAAGUACAUUCACGGAUUGAAGUAACAAACACCGACCCCUCCGGUGCAUCAUCUGAAGUGCUCACCCUAAUGCCAGGAGAGAUACAUCUUCUUCCAUACCGAGCUGUUCAGAAACACACCAAAAGUGGAAGUGUAACCCUCAUCUAG